Cuculus canorus (common cuckoo) is the source of this 2912-nucleotide messenger RNA. It is a transcript of the gene SHC1, whose product is annotated as SHC adaptor protein 1. The transcript has 12 exons. Gene Ontology annotation, cellular component: plasma membrane. The record is from RefSeq and is a predicted model, not a curated record. The coding region runs from base 421 to 2217 and encodes 598 amino acids. Gene Ontology annotation, molecular function: receptor tyrosine kinase binding. Gene Ontology annotation, biological process: cell surface receptor protein tyrosine kinase signaling pathway; intracellular signal transduction. Lineage: Eukaryota; Metazoa; Chordata; Aves; Cuculiformes; Cuculidae.
UUACCAUCCCGGUGCAGGAGCUGCGUGGGGUGGUGGGAUUUGAGGACCUGGGGGCUGGGGUCCAAGGGCGCUGAGCCCCACUCCCCAGGGCGUAGCCGCGGCUCCGUUUCCUCCCCGUUGCUCGCCGUCUGCCCAGAUCCUCACAUCCUUGCUGACGCCGAUUGCGAUCGAUCGACUGCGACGGUGCAGAGCCAGGCAGCCCCCAGACUCGCUGCUGGCUGUGCUGGGCUUGGCUCUUCCCACCAGCCAUGCCGGGCUGGCACGGACCUGGCACGGAGCUCGGCUUGUGCUUUGGGGUGGCUUCUUGGUGGCUGCAGGCGCUCGGACUGGCCGUGGGGCCCCCGUGAGACGCAGCCAGCUGCUUCCAACCCGCUGCUGCGCAGGCCGGGCCAAUCCCAGCCCUUCUCACCUCUCUCCGGCAUGGAUCUCCUGCAGAAGAGCAAAUACAGCCACCUGCGGAAUGAGUCCGUCUCCUCCCUGGAGGAGGCGGUUGGUGGGGGAGCAGCCUCCCCGUUGGAGUCCCUCGCAGGCGCACAGUCUCUACCGGGCUCCCUGUCCUCCUCCUCCUCACUCGCGGAGCUCUCGCCGGAGUCGGAGGACAGCCCCACCACCCUCUGCUCCUUCUUCCCCAAAAUGGCCAACUUGAAGCUCUCCAAUCCCGCCAAUCUGCUUAGCCUGCGCGGUUCCUCGGCCAGCGGCAGCAGCCCGGGAGAACCUGGCCCUGCCGGAAUGUCGGCACUGACUGCCGGCUCCGACUCAGUGGGACCUGUCGCUGUCUGUUCCCAGGAUAUGAACAAGCUGAGCUGCGGGAAGAAGACGCGGGUGGAAGGCGGCCAGCUCGGGGGUGACGAAUGGACCCGUCACGGCAGCUUCGUUAAUAAGCCUACCCGCGGCUGGCUGCACCCCGAUGAGAAGGUCAUGGGCCCCGGGGUCUCCUACCACGUCCGGUACAUGGGCUGCGUGGAAGUCCUUCAGUCCAUGAGGGCUUUGGAUUUCAACACCAGGACACAGGUCACCAGGGAGGCCAUUGGGCUGGUGUGCGAAGCCGUGCCUGGUGCCAAGGGAGCCAUGCGGAGGAGGAAGCCCUGUGGCCGCUCCCUGAACUCCAUCCUGGGCAAGAGCAACCUCAAGUUCGCUGGCAUGCCCAUCACCUUGACCAUCUCCACCAGCAGCCUCAACCUCAUGGCUUCUGACUGCAAGCAGAUCAUUGCCAACCACCACAUGCAGUCCAUCUCCUUCGCCUCGGGGGGAGACCCAGACACAGCUGAGUAUGUCGCCUACGUUGCCAAAGACCCCGUUAACCAACGAGCUUGCCAUAUCCUGGAGUGCCCCGAGGGUUUGGCGCAGGAUGUGAUCAGCACCAUCGGCCAGGCCUUCGAGCUGCGGUUCAAGCAGUACCUGAAGAACCCCCCGAAGCUGGUGACACCCCACGAUAGGAUGGCAGGGUUUGAUGGCUCUGCCUGGGAUGAGGAAGAAGAGGAACCGGCCCCCGAUCACCAGUACUACAACGAUUUCCCUGGCAAGGAGCCUCCCAUCGGAGGAGUCGUGGACAUGCGGCUGCGGGACGGGGCUGCUCAGACCCCUAAUCACUUGGGGGCCACGCUGCCUGUUGGCCAGACGUCUGGUGGGGAACACGACCCCCGGAAGCAGCACCCUCCUGGCCAAGGGAAAUACCCAGCUCCAGCGGGUGCCUCCGGCCGCACGGACCUGUUUGAUGACCCGUCUUACGUCAACGUGCAGAACAUGGACAAGACACGCCAAGCACCGGCUGCUGGCACCCCCGCGACGGCCAACGGCAGCGCCCAGAGAGACCUCUUCGAUAUGAAGCCCUUUGAGGAUGCCCUGCGUGUGCCCCCGUCUGUGCCCGUGGGGCUGCCCCCUGCCCAGGUGGUGGCCUCCAUGGAGGAGCAGCUGCGACGGGAGCCUUGGUACCACGGGAAGAUGAACCGCAAGGAGGCUGAAAAGCUCCUGAAGGUGAACGGAGACUUCCUGGUGCGGGAGAGUACCACCACCCCAGGCCAGUACGUCCUGACUGGUUUGCAGGGUGGGCAGCCCAAGCAUCUCCUGCUCGUCGAUCCUGAGGGAGUGGUGCGGACAAAAGACCACCGCUUCGAGAGCGUCAGCCACCUCAUCAGCUACCACAUGGACAAUCACCUGCCCAUCAUCUCGGCCGGCAGCGAGAUGUGCCUGCAGCAACCAGUGGAGAGGAGACUCUGAGCGCCCUUGGCCUUACCCUUGGGUGCUCUGCCCGCUUCCGAGCGGGGACUUUGCCGUAGUUGGGGCCUGUUCCCCUCUGCCAUGAGGAGCUGGCGGCUGCGGGGGCCCGGCCGGCGUGGCGCGAGCUGCCUGUGGGGCGCGGGGCUGGUCUUGCCAAAGCCGCUGCCUCCUUUCCCAGCUCCAGCCUUUGCACAGCAGCUCUGCUCCCACCAAAUCCCGGCCCUGCUGCCGCGCUCGCCGGCGUGGGGCUGGCGGAAUCGAACCUCCUGAGCUGUGGGAGGUGCGUGGGGGAGCCUGGCUUCAUCCCCAACCCCUUGGGCCACGGAGGGGAAUGGGGGGACCCCGUUCCCCCCAAGCACAAGGCCCGGAUGGCCCCGCUCGGACUGUACCCGAUCACUUGACGUGUUAACUCUGUGCCUUGACCCCGCAGGUCCCACUCUCUUAUGCAAAGCCAAGGGGGCUGGGGGCAGAGCCCCCCCCUGGUCCCAGCCCUCACGGGGCCCCCCCGGCACCCCCAAGGUCCCAUCCGGGCUCGGCGGUGCCGGCAGUCCCGGGAAGGGGGGGGGGGCGGUGGGAGGGCCCCCACCUCGCAUGCACGGUGUGACCCCCCCUUCUCCCCCCCCAAGCCAAAGCGCAGCCCCUGCAGCCCUGGGAACCCCCCCGGGCCCCACUAAACCAAAGGAACCGGCGGUUGG